AUGGCGGUGACGCAGACAGACUCUAUAGAGGACGAGUUUCAACAGGGCUUGCAGGAGGUGGGGGAGAUGAGGGACAAAUACGAACGCCUGCUAGCAGUCGUGGCGGACGCACAGGAGAGAGCAGCAGGUGCGCUCUUGGGUGGACCCCAGCCCCACCGCAUGCUCACAUCCCUCGCUGCAUCCCCCCCCCCCCCCUCUCCCCUCAUUACCGCAUGCGUGCCACCGCCACUCGCUCCUUCGCCAUCCACUUUGCACGCCCCGCCACCCUACCUCUCAUCCCGCCCCUCUCUUUCCCCCCUGCGCGCAUCAGAGUGUGCGGAGGCGCUGCACCAGCUGGCGGCGGUGGUGGCGGACGCCUUUGGCGGAGUGGAGGAGGGCGGCGCUGGGGACACCCUCCUGGCCGCCGCCGCUGUCGAUGGCCGCUUAGCUGAGUUUCUCUACUUCCAUAUGAGCUGCUCUACUUCCAUCUUGCACUUGCAGCAGACACUGGCGGAGCCGGCAGAGGCGCUGCCGGGGGAGAUGCAGCACGUGGUGGUGAGAUGCAGCAGGAAUGAGCGAUAG
Messenger RNA from Closterium sp. NIES-65, 561 nucleotides. The record is from the annotation of a GenBank genome assembly. Lineage: Eukaryota; Viridiplantae; Streptophyta; Zygnematophyceae; Desmidiales; Closteriaceae.